AUGGAUUUAGGAAGUGCAAGCAUUUUACCAAGAUUUAGGAAUGAAGGGGAUAAAAAAUUUUCAUCCACUUAAUUUAUUUAGUCUCAUGUUCCCCAUUUAUUAAGCGAGAAUAAUUAAUAGUUAAUGGUUGUUGAUAAUAAUAAUGAAUCAGCUAUGCAAGAAGAAAAUAAGCCAGUUACAAAAAAACUAUUUACUCCUAAUGUUUAAUUAACAGGUCACGUUUCAGAAGUAUUGUGCGUUAAAUUUUCACCUUGCGGUGACUAUCUUGCAACUGCAGGCUUCGAUAAGCAAAUUCUUCUUUGGGAUAUAUAUAAUAAUUGUAAAAAUUUCGGAGUACUUAAAAAUCACACAAAUGCAAUUUUAGAUUUGCACUUUUCAGCAGAUGGAUAAAAACUUUAUAGUGCUUCUGCAGAUAAAAGUGUUAAUGUUUGGGACUUUAAUUAAAUGAAAAGUAUUAAGAAAUUAAAAGGACAGGAAAAUACUAGCUUUGUAAACACCUGUCAUCCUGCAAGAAGAGGACCAGAUAUGCUUGUCUCUGGUAGUGAUGAUGGUUGUGUAAUGCUUUGGGAUUUAAGAUAAAAAGCUCCUGCUUAAGUUAUUCCUAGCAAAAUUCCAGUUACUUCAGUUAGUUUUAAUGAUACUGCAGAUAAGAUUUUUAUAGCAGGAGUUGAUAAUGAUGUCAAAGUUUUAGAUUUAAGAAAAAAGAUUAUUGAUUACGUGUUAUUUGGUCACACAGAUACCAUCACAGGUAUUUCUUUGAGUCACGAUGGAAGCUAUCUUCUAACAAACUCUAUGGAUCAAACAGUCAGAUGUUUUGAUGUUAGACCUCAUGUCACAAAUAAUAGAUGUGUUAAAAUUUUUUAGGGAAAUAGACACUCACAUGAAAGAAAUUUAUUAAGAGUUAGUUGGAAUCCUGAUGGUGAUUACUGCACUGCAGGAUCUUCCGAUAAAUUUUUAUAUAUUUGGGAUACAGCAACUAAGUAAAUUGUACAAAGACUAGGUGGACAUAAUGGAUCUGUAAACGAUGUUUAAUUUAGUCCUACAGAUAAUUUAAUAGCAAGUGCUUCUAGCGAUAAAACUGUUAUAAUAGGGGAAUUACCAUAGUUUAAGAUAUGA
Messenger RNA from Tetrahymena thermophila SB210, 1116 nucleotides. RefSeq names its product U5 small nuclear ribonucleoprotein 40 kDa protein. Lineage: Eukaryota; Ciliophora; Oligohymenophorea; Hymenostomatida; Tetrahymenidae. Gene Ontology annotation, molecular function: RNA binding; protein binding. The record is from RefSeq and is a predicted model, not a curated record. Gene Ontology annotation, cellular component: catalytic step 2 spliceosome. The transcript has 4 exons.